Molecule: messenger RNA, 797 nt
Organism: Vigna unguiculata (cowpea)
Lineage: Eukaryota; Viridiplantae; Streptophyta; Magnoliopsida; Fabales; Fabaceae
Gene: PSBR
Product: photosystem II subunit R
Biological process (GO): photosynthesis
Cellular component (GO): thylakoid membrane; photosystem II; photosystem II oxygen evolving complex
Source: RefSeq, a predicted model, not a curated record
CCACAAAUGCAAUGCCACGUGUGAGAAAAGCAAUCUCAAAUCCUUGGCCACACUAUUGUUGUUAUUACUAUGAGUGGCACUUGUUUUGUUUCCCAUAGCAAAGAAGAAGCAUCAUUUGCAGAAGCAGCAACACUUAGUCUGAGCUGAAAAAUGGCCUCUUCAGUGAUGGCAUCUGUGGCCCUUAAACCUGCCCCUUUCAUUGUUGAGAAGUCUUCUGUCAGAGGACUUCCCUCCCUUUCAAGGAACUCCUCUUCCUUCAGAGUUGUGGCCAGUGGUGGCAAGAAGAUCAAGACUGACAAGCCCUAUGGAAUUAAUGGUGGCAUGGACUUGAGGGAUGGACUUGAUGCAUCUGGCAGGAAAGGAAAGGGAAAGGGUGUGUACCAAUUUGUUGACAAAUACGGUGCUAAUGUUGAUGGAUACAGUCCUAUCUAUGACACCAAGGACUGGUCUCCAACCGGUGAUGUCUACACUGGAGGUACGACUGGUUUGGCUAUCUGGGCUGUAACCCUACUUGGUCUGCUAGCUGGUGGUGUACUUCUUGUCUACAACACAAGUGCUUUGGCACAAUAGACUUUGCAGAUCCAUGUUUAUGUUACAACUUAGUUCAUGUAACUAUUUAAAAUUCUAGAAUUCUUCAUCAACUACUUUGUGGAUAUCUGCUGUUGCUUCUGUUCUAUAAAUGCCUGGAUGUCAAAAAUAUUUUCCUUACUAUAAUCAUGCAUGCAUCUUCGUUCCAUGUAAUUCCAUUUGUCAUACCACUUUCUUUACAAAGGAAACCAGUAAAUGUUUUUUUAACA